Messenger RNA from Anopheles nili, 3160 nucleotides. RefSeq names its product inner nuclear membrane protein Man1 (gene MAN1). Gene Ontology annotation, cellular component: nuclear inner membrane. Lineage: Eukaryota; Metazoa; Arthropoda; Insecta; Diptera; Culicidae. Bases 1 to 3105 code for a protein of 1034 amino acids. The transcript has 3 exons. Gene Ontology annotation, molecular function: chromatin DNA binding. Gene Ontology annotation, biological process: nuclear envelope organization; negative regulation of BMP signaling pathway. The record is from RefSeq and is a predicted model, not a curated record.
AUGGACAAUCUGGAUCAGCUCGCGGACGAUGAGCUGCGGCUUCGGUUGAUGCAGUCCGGGUUUCCGAAUCUCCCGGUAACGUACACCACGCGCAAUAUUCUGAUAAAAAAGCUGCGCCACCACAUCGAAAGCGAAAAUCAGAAGAUGCGCCGCGAAUCGUCGAAGGCCGCGCGGUAUAGCUCAGGUGAGGAGUCGGACAACAACGACGGUGGUCCGAAGGCGACCCUGGCGCAAAGGAAAAUUACGUCCUCCAGUUCGACCCGCUCCGCACGUAACCAACGCGCCACCGUGGGCCCAACGGGAGGACAACCCGUGUCGAUGCCUCCACCAGCAUCCGUCCGGCCAUCUGUGUCCCGCCUCACCGUCAGCAGCAUAUCAUCACCAGCAGCGUCCAAGCAGCACAAUCUUAGUGGCAACACUUUUGCCGGAGCUAACGGUGCCGGUCCUAAUCAUCACCGUUUCGCAGUCACAACCGGCAAUAGCAAUAAGAAGGCAACACUUUCGCCAACCGGCGGCAGUUCCAUCUACAUCUCUCCGCUCAUUGUGCACGACAACGAAGACGAGGACUACCCAUCGUCUUUGCUGCGUGGUGGAAGCGGAGGGGGAGGUGCUGUAGGAUCGGGAUCACUUCGAAGCUAUGGUGGUGGAACGACUGGGACAUCCGCUUCGCACAGCUCCUUGUUCCGGAAGACGGCCCUUUCCGCGGGAAACAUUACACCGCCAUCCGCAAACAGCAGCAUGUACAGCAACGCCGGUAGUAGCGGAGCAGAAAAUAACAACAGCAGUGGUGGCAGUAUCAUGCUGAACGAUUCGAACGGCUCGAACGGUACCGGAACGUCGGGAGGUACUGCUAGUACGGUAGAUUCGCCGUACGUCAGCGAAUACACGAAGCGGUUGAUGCAGCUGCGCGGAGAAACGGUGUCGCACGAAAACUUCAACAGUGCCAUAGGUGGCAUCAUCGGCCGCAGGAGCGUCAAUAAUGCCGGAGGAGUCGCACCGGCAACCUCCCCGCGAUACAGCGCCCCCACAAGCCAAUUGCACCAUUUGCGACCACUUGCUUUCCAUCAGCAGCCGGUACCCGCGGGCGGUUUACUGCACCAUCCAUUGCGGACUGGUGGCCACCCGCAUCUGUUGAACAGCAAGGGCAUGCUGGGAGGUGUGCCCGGUGGUUCCGUUCCGCUUGGGUCGCCCGGUUCCAUCAUCGCCGGAAAUCACAUCCGCCAACGGUACAGUCGAUUGUCGGGAUCGAACGAGUUCAAUGAGAACGAUAUUGUGACGCACGCACAACCCUCGCCGGAUCCGUCGAGCAUACCGUUCCGGGCGACGAUCGGGAACCUGAUCGCAAAGCUCGAUGAGGAUUACGGUUUCAAGCAAACCUUCAUCCCGUGUGCCCUGCUCUGCCUGCUGGUGGUGUUUCUGGUGUCCGUCGCGUUCAUGUACAUGACCAUUAGCACCGAUCUGGCCAGCACGCUCAACUCAAUCGACACGCGUUACGAGCUCUGCGAGCACGGCGGGAGUCAGCAGGAUGCCACCAAGUGCGUCCUGCCAGCGGACGUCGAACCGGCCCUGGAACUGCUCAAACUAAUUGGCAACGAACUGAAGCUCCGCGUCGAGCGGCAUCAUUGUCGGCGCGAUGGGGACACGGCCGAAUCGGGGCUGAUGUCGGCCGGCGAGGUGCUUAAAUAUGCCAAGGAGUACUCCCCGUCCGUGUUGAUACCGCAGCUAACGCGCCACCUGCAUGCGAUGGAGUAUCUGAUCGAUCGGAACCCGCAGUGGCGCAUCAACCACUGUGACGCCGGUGGCGAACCGAUGACGUAUGAGCAAGUUCUCGAGCACCGCUCCGCCAAGACGAACCAUUUCACGAUCUUCAAACCGAAGCUGCCCUUCACGUGUAUGAUCUACAACAAGUUUCAAAAGUUCUUCGUCAUCGUGGGCGGAUUAGCGUUGACGGCGAUCGUUGUGAUCGUUGCUAAGUACUUCUUUAAGUUCGUGAUGCACGUGAAGCAGAGGCGGCGUGACCAAGUGAAUAGACUUAUCAGUGAGAUACUGCACGCCGUUAGCCAGGCGGCGGUGAACGCGUCCGAUGCCGCAAUGACCGGAAAGGAUACGGCGGCGUCACAAGCAGGAGUCGUGAUCAAUCACCUGCGGGAUCGUCUGCUUGGUAUGGACAACCGGCGUCGGCUCGGGUGGGUUUGGAAUGAAGCGCUUAGCUUCCUGGAGCAACACGAGAGCCGAAUUGCGUUCGAGGUCGGUACGAUCGGCGGCGAGGAUUUCAAAAUGAUGCGCUGGAUCGAUACUGCCCCGCUUGCCACCGUACCCGGUGCUGCUGGUCCCGGGAGUAGUGGGCGCCUAAGUGGUUCCCCGGCUUCUCCAGUAAGCGGUCCGUGCACAAAGAAAUGGCAAAGCCCGGCUUUCGACAACAGCAACAAGAUCCACGAUCCGCCGACACCGUGCCUCAAAAUCCGGCAGAUGUUCGACAAGUACGAGGUAAACGAUCCAAACCUGAAGACAAUCGUGCAAGAUGCCAUCCUGGAGAAGGUGGGCGGUCGGUGCAAGAUCUACGACAUCCAGCUUGACCGUAGCAGCUGCUGCGUAUAUGUGCGAUGCGCUUCGGCAAAGGAUGCUGGGAUCGUGCACGACGAGAUUAACGGAUGGUGGUUCGACAAUCGUCUGGUGUCGAUCAAGUUUUUGCGGCUCGAGCGGUACCUGCAGCGAUUCCCAAGGUCCUUGUCGGGUCCAGCUUGCUUGAAACCAUCGAACAAGAACAACUCCUCCAUGAGCCAUCAGCUCGGACUGAACAAUAAUGGAGGCCCAGCCGGCGCGGGUCGACGCUUUUCGGCCAACGGCAGCAAAGCGGGAGGUGGUAGUCGUACAAUGAACGAAGAUCUCGACACCGAUCCUGAAGAGUACGAGGAAGGCGAAGGCGAUGGUGACGAGGACGAAGAAGAAGACGAGGAGGAUGAGGAGGAACUGAUGGCAGUGGACGCUAGGUCUGGUAACAACAGCCGCCGAAACGUUGGCCGUCGAUCCGGACCGUUGGCAGAGAUGCGACGAAGAGCCAACGGACAAGACGAGCAUCGGGAAGAUGAGCAGGAGGACGACUAAUAAAGCGACGCCGAAACUGUGCACCACCAGGAGGCGGGAGGAGGAAAGUGGUACG